UCCUGUUGUGCGAUGCGUCGCUGAUCUGCAUUUUUUUCUGCAUACAGGCUAUCCUUGAUAGAUUCGUCGUCUUUCGUUCUUGAUACAACGUUGUCGCCGGCAGAUAAUGUUGAAUUGAGCUCAAUUAUUGAACGAAUAGUAUAAAUGGUUUUGGAACAUUCCUGGAAAACAAUCAUGUAUCGAUCGAAGGACUUGUUUAUAGAUCUUAUGAAUUUCAUAUAGUAAUUCUGUUGGACUCCAUUCAAAAUUAUCUAAAAUAGCACGGGUGCAGUACAGGUGUGUCAUCAUGGAACCUACAGGCUCCACCUUGGACAUGCAGAUGAAGAGUGUUGAGAGGAGUACAGUGUUUCUCAGACAGGAACAUCUCACCCUACUGCAUGGCCUACACCUGGAGAUCCUGUCCUUGCAGAAACGAUGCACCGAGUUGACAUCUGAGCUGAAUGUGAAGCCUCCAGGCAAGAGUGAACUGGACCUGGCGGAGGAGGAAGAGCAACUGGAGGCCCGCUGUCUGGAGGUCGAAGAUCGCCUGGCCGAGCAGCAGUGCACCCUGGGAGAGCUGCGUAAAGAGCUGACUCACAAGGGGGCGCUGGUAGGCGCUCUGCGGGCUAACCUCAAGGACAAGGAGCGCCGCUUCCUGGACGAGCUGAAGAGCCGCAGCCACCGCUCCACGGUGCUCAACACAGAGCUGCAGAAGCAGACCGAGGCGGCAGCCUACCUCUCCUUCCAGCUGCACGCCGCCCGCCAGAAACUGCACCACCAGAGACUGCAGCAGAGGCAGCAGGCCCUCAGGGAGAACCGGGAGAAUAGGGAUCAUCAUGGGAAACCCCCUGGGCUCCAGUACAGCCAAGCAGCCGAGUGGGACACCGCCACCUUUUCUCCAUUUUCUCCUCAGUCGCCCUCCGGUUUCUCCAAUGCCUCCAACGCCAGCUCCGCCAUAGCCUCCCCUGUGGUAAAGCCUAAACGCAGGGGCAGCAGGGCCACAUCAGGGCACCAGCUCCGGGCGGAGAGGGCCAGGGAGUGUGUCCCCCAGGAGAAGGUGAUGGGCCCCGCAGAGCCCACCGCCAUGCCUGACCCAGCGCUGUUCCUCCACCCUCACCGCAGGCACCACAGGUCCAGGGCCAGGCAUUCCCACUCCCCGGCCCACAGACAGCCUCCUCUGGUGGGGGAAAGAGGGGAGGAGGAGGGGGGUGGAGAGGGGCCAAUGGAGCCCCAGGGUGGAGCUCCUCCUAGAAUGGCAGCCACGGCCACAGCGCCACCUGCUGGCUGGUCAGACCAAGGCUGAAUAGCUAGCCACACUGUGACCAUCCCUAGAAAUGCAUCAUCAUUACUAUCAUCAUAAUAAUUGUCAUCAUCAUCCCUAUGACCGUCUGAUUUUAUUAAUACUGUAAAUUGCCCAUUGUCCUACACCUUGAUCGAAUUGAUUCUGAAAUGAAUAUAGCAUUGUUGAUUAUAAUCCUAUUAACUCUAAUGACUGGUAUUUAGAUGUAUUGCUAUAAUGAACACUUUUUAUAAUUAUACAUUUUGACAUGACCUGAAUUAACUCAAACUCCCAGGUGUACGAACACCCAAAGGGGGUUGUUGUUACUAAUCACUUCACGUCAAUGUGUGGAAUCAUGUAGUUGAAUGCAUUUACACUGGCGUCGCUCUAUAUAACGUUAUUAUGGGGCCUUAUCCGAGUGUGGCGUCCUUUGUGGAGGUUAGUUUAACCUAUGACCUACCUGUAGCCUUAGACCACAGCACCUACUGUGCAAUUACCUUACCUUACUGUGUCGUUUUAGGGCCAACCAUAAAUCAACACUGGGUCACCSUUGUAGAGAAAAUGUGACUGACCUCUGUUGCGCUGAGUCACAGUUGGGUAGCGUUUGAGCAUCUGCAUCUGUGUAUGUCCUUGCUGUGAACACGAUUGAUUUUCAGAUCUUCAUUGUUGGCCUUCACUGGCAAAGGUCCCACAGGUCCAAGCGGGGUAGUCAUGCCGUCCUAUCCCACGGAAUCUUUCUUUAUUCCAUUGGUCAUACAAUAGGUAGGCCUACAGCACACUAUAUAUGUUAUACAAUAAUUGAAAGUAACAUUAGUUCACUGGCCUGACACAAAAAUCUUAGUGGGUUUCAAAUAAAAUGUGCCUCUGAACUUUAAAAAAAACGAAAAACAUAUUAGAGCCGAUGUCACAAAGUGCUAUACAGAAACCCAGCCUAAAACCCCAAAC
Salvelinus sp. IW2-2015 is the source of this 2203-nucleotide messenger RNA. It is a transcript of the gene ccdc92ba, whose product is annotated as coiled-coil domain containing 92Ba. Lineage: Eukaryota; Metazoa; Chordata; Actinopteri; Salmoniformes; Salmonidae. The record is from RefSeq and is a predicted model, not a curated record.